Molecule: messenger RNA, 2087 nt
Organism: Nannospalax galili (Upper Galilee mountains blind mole rat)
Lineage: Eukaryota; Metazoa; Chordata; Mammalia; Rodentia; Spalacidae
Gene: Gata2
Product: GATA binding protein 2
Exons: 6
Coding region: 252-1694 (480 amino acids)
Biological process (GO): positive regulation of angiogenesis; positive regulation of miRNA transcription; cell fate commitment
Cellular component (GO): nucleus
Molecular function (GO): zinc ion binding; DNA-binding transcription factor activity, RNA polymerase II-specific; RNA polymerase II cis-regulatory region sequence-specific DNA binding
Source: RefSeq, a predicted model, not a curated record
GUCGGCAGCUGGCGCCAGGGCGGCCAGAGGAUGCCGAGGGGCCGGAGUCGGGCGGGCCUGAGGCCGAGGCGCGCGCUGUCCCCCGCCCCUAUUCCGUGAACUCACCAUCCUCGGGACGCGCUGUCGCUGGGCCUGCGGUUCCCGGGGCUCUCCUGGUGCCCCCCACCCUCUACUCCUGAGUCCUCCCCUCCCCGCAGCGCUGCGAGUGGCCGCCCCGCCUUCACCUAGAUCCCUAGCCGCCACAGCGGACCAUGGAGGUGGCGCCGGAGCAGCCUCGCUGGAUGGCGCACCCCGCCGUGUUGAAUGCGCAGCACCCCGACUCGCACCAUCCGGGCCUGGCGCACAACUACAUGGAGCCGGCGCAGCUGCUGCCUCCGGAUGAGGUGGACGUCUUCUUCAACCAUCUCGACUCGCAAGGCAACCCCUACUACGCCAACCCGGCCCACGCGCGCGCGCGCGUUUCCUACAGCCCUGCGCACGCCCGACUCACCGGAGGCCAGAUGUGCCGACCACACUUGUUACACAGCCCAGGCUUGCCUUGGCUGGACGGGGGUAAAGCAGCUCUCUCGGCGGCCGCUGCUCAUCACCACAGCCCCUGGACCGUCAGCCCGUUCUCCAAGACACCACUGCACCCCUCCGCUGCAGGAGCACCUGGAGGCCCUCUCUCUGUGUACCCAGGGGCUACGGGUGGGAGUGGGGGAGGCAGCGGGAGCUCAGUGGCUUCCCUCACUCCCACGGCAGCCCACUCUGGCUCCCAUCUCUUCGGCUUCCCACCCACACCACCCAAAGAAGUAUCUCCAGACCCCAGCACCACCGGAGCUGCCUCCCCAGCCUCAUCUUCAGCAGGGGGGAGUGUGGCCCGGGGUGAGGACAAGGAUGGUGUCAAGUACCAGGUGUCACUGUCUGAAAGCAUGAAGAUGGAAGGUGGCAGUCCCCUGCGCCCUGGCCUAGCCACCAUGGGCACCCAGCCCGCCACACAUCACCCCAUUCCCACCUACCCCUCAUAUGUGCCAGCCUCUGCCCAUGACUAUGGCAGCGGGCUCUUCCACCCUGGAGGCUUCCUGGGUGGCCCAGCCUCCAGCUUCACCCCUAAGCAGCGAAGCAAGGCACGCUCCUGCUCAGAAGGCCGGGAGUGUGUCAACUGUGGGGCCACGGCCACCCCUCUCUGGCGAAGGGAUGGCACCGGUCACUACCUGUGCAAUGCCUGCGGGUUGUACCACAAGAUGAACGGGCAGAACCGGCCACUUAUCAAGCCUAAGAGGAGGCUGUCGGCGGCCAGGAGAGCGGGCACCUGUUGUGCAAAUUGUCAGACGACAACCACCACCUUAUGGCGCCGGAACGCCAAUGGGGACCCUGUGUGCAACGCCUGUGGCCUCUACUACAAGCUGCACAAUGUAAACAGGCCACUGACUAUGAAGAAGGAAGGGAUCCAGACCCGGAACCGGAAGAUGUCCAGCAAGUCCAAGAAGAGCAAGAAAGGGCCGGAGUGCUUUGAGGAGUUGUCCAAGUGCAUGCAGGAGAAGUCAUCCCCUUUCAGUGCAGCUGCCCUCGCUGGACACAUGGCUCCUGUGGGCCACCUCCCACCCUUCAGCCACUCGGGACAUAUCCUGCCAACACCAACUCCCAUCCACCCCUCCUCCAGCCUCUCCUUUGGCCACCCCCACCCGUCCAGCAUGGUGACUGCCAUGGGCUAGGCACAGCCUCCUGCUGGACAGACAUGAAUGUCGAGGAGGGUGACUGGCAGAGCCAGAGUGAGGCUGGGUACUCCCAGGAUGGGUGGAAUACACCCUUGCCUCCCAUCCUUCCCUGGAGACUGACACCUUUGUGCCAACCCAGCCUAGCUGAAGCCACCUCUCCUUGGAGGACUCCCAGCCUUGUGCCACCAUUACUGUGAAUAUUUCCAACUGGGCUGUGGUGGUGUAUGCCCCGGGUGCUGUCCAGAAAGGUUCUUUCACAGACAGUUGUUUGGAGAGCAAAAAGGACAACUUUAUUGCAAGAAAAGGAGGAGACAGGAGAGAGAAAAAAAUGCAACUGUUUUUUGAAGGAAAACCGAGUAGGCAAAAAAAAAAAAAAAAAAAAAAAAAAAA